Messenger RNA from Synchiropus splendidus (mandarinfish), 6110 nucleotides. RefSeq names its product nuclear factor of activated T cells 3a (gene nfatc3a). The transcript is spliced from 10 exons. NCBI's taxonomy places the organism in Eukaryota, Metazoa, Chordata, Actinopteri, Syngnathiformes, Callionymidae. Gene Ontology annotation, molecular function: transcription factor binding; DNA-binding transcription factor activity, RNA polymerase II-specific; RNA polymerase II cis-regulatory region sequence-specific DNA binding. Gene Ontology annotation, biological process: calcineurin-NFAT signaling cascade; cytokine production; regulation of transcription by RNA polymerase II. The record is from RefSeq and is a predicted model, not a curated record. Gene Ontology annotation, cellular component: transcription regulator complex. The coding region runs from base 361 to 3633 and encodes 1090 amino acids.
GAGAAGUCACCGGCUCGUAGAGGACGUUAAACUCUGUCGGGCAGGAAAAAAGAAGACGCUUGUUUGUUGUCGCGAGUCAGCGUGAGUGGAGGAGACACCGCGGGGGCUGCCAGGGUUUCCUCCGACAUCGAAGCCAACGUUAGGACCGUCCGCUACCAGAAGCAGACUCACUUUGGAUUUGUGCAGCGCGGCGGGGGAGACACGGGCGAGCGAAUGGACGGAGCCCCGGAUGUCCCACGGACCGACUGAAGUUGAAGUUCGGCGACGUGACAGCCGGUAAAUGUUGUGACAUUUGUUUUAGAGCGUUCGUUGCUCCAGCGUUGCGUGAGUGGCGGGGUGAACCCCGAGCUGUCAAGCCUGAUGACGACUGCAAACUGCCCCGGGAAUGAGGAGCUGGACUUCAGACUGAUCUUCGGGGAGGACGGGCAGCAGCCGCCGCUAGGCCCCGCAGAUCUGGAGCCGGAUGACAACACAUCAUUCUACAUCUUGAACGUGGGCCAGCCCCAGUCGAUGGUCACAAACCAUCAAACCAUCGGACUACAGCGUCAUGGCAUGCAGACCCAUGCGCAGAUAAUAAGCACUUCUCCUCGUCUUCAGUCGCACAAGCCUUUAUCUCAGCCCCCGAGUUAUGAGGUGCAAGACUCAAAGUAUGGAAGCUCUCCACUGCUUCCCUCUGCCCCUGUGGAGGCACCAAAAGCCUUUGAGUGCCCCAGUAUUCAGAUCACCUCCAUCUCCCCAAGCUGCCAGCAGGAAAUGGAUGCCAGUGAAGAUGAUAUGAGGGCAAAUGGGCCUGAUAGAGACUACCAUAGUGACAGGCCUCUGUCGAGAGACCACUUGUAUUUGCCCUUGGACCACUCAUACCGGGACGCUUCCCUCAGCCCAAGUCCUUGCAGCAGCCUCUCUUCGAGGAGCUGGUUCUCUGAUGCCUCCUCUUGUGAAUCAUUCUCACACGUCUAUGAUGAUGUUGACUCAGAGCUCAAUGAAGCGGCUGCCCGCGUCACCCUGGGCUCGCCGCUUACUUCGCCCAGCUGUGCCUCCCCACAAACCGCCAGUGGGGUUUUGGAGGAACAUUCUCACUGGCAGCACCACCUCCCUGCCUUUCCCCAUCAAUCCCACACCAUCAGUCUGUCCCCCCGUCAGUCGCCGUGUCACUCGCCACGCACCAGUGUCACAGAUGAAAACUGGCUCAGCCCACGGCCACCAUCACGCCCCUCUUCACGUCCCACCUCACCUUGUGGGAAGAGACGUCACUCAAGCGCUGACAUCUGCUACCCUGGAUCUGUUUCUCCGCAUCACUCACCCUCACCAACACCAGGCCCCUCGCCGAGAGGAAGUGUGACAGAAGACACCUGGAUCGGGAGUCCCUCUUUAGGCAUGUCACCCUUUCAGUGUUGCCCUUCGGAGGUGGACAUUCCCUCCAAGACCAGAAAGACUUCACAAGACAGGACAUCUAUGCAGACUCCAAAAGGGGACCUAGGGCUUGAAGAAGGAAGUAUGUCUCCCAGUCUGGACUCUCCAUCAGAGGAAGCCCUGCACAGCCUGAAGAAGGAAGGGUCUGGGGAGCAGUUCCUUUCUGUGCCCUCACACACUUUUUGGAAUAAACCCAAGCCUGGACACACACCAAUCUUCAGGACCUCGUCACUUCCUCCUCUCGACUGGCCGUUACCCAGCCAGUACGGCCAGUGUGAACUGAAGAUCGAGGUGCAGCCCAAAGCCCACCACCGAGCCCAUUAUGAGACGGAGGGCAGCCGAGGAGCCAUCAAGGCCUCGUCCAGCGGCCACCCCAUCGUGAAGCUCGUCGGCUACAGCGAGAAGCCCGUCAACCUGCAGAUGUUCAUCGGAACAGCAGACGACCGCUACCUGAGGCCGCACGCUUUUUACCAGGUGCACCGGAUCACGGGGAAAACCGUGGCCACGGCCAGCCAGGAGGUUUUGAUCUCCAGCACCAAAGUUCUCGAAAUUCCUCUCCUGCCUGAAAACAACAUGUCAGCCAGCAUUGACUGUGCCGGCAUCCUUAAGCUAAGAAACUCAGACAUCGAGCUGCGGAAAGGAGAAACCGACAUCGGAAGAAAGAACACACGGGUGCGUGUGGUCUUCCGGGUCCACAUCCCGCAGCAGAACGGGAAGGUUCUGUCUCUACAGGCCUCCUCCAUUCCUGUGGAGUGUUCCCAGCGCUCGGCACAAGAGCUGCCCCAGGUUGAGAAGUCCAGCCUGACCAGCUGUCUGGUCAGUGGGGGAGAGGAGAUGGUCAUCACUGGAAGCAACUUCUUUCCUGAGUCCAAGGUGAUCUUCCUGGAGAAAGGCCCUGAUGGGAGGCCGCAGUGGGAGGUGGAAGCCAAAAUAAUUCGUGAGAAAACUCAAGGAUCGUGCAUCGUGGUGGAGGUCCCCCCCUACCACAGCAAGAGUGUGGGCUCUGCCGUGCAGGUGCAGUUCUACGUCUGCAAUGGCAAGAGGAAAAGGAGCCAGUCCCAGCGCUUCACGUACCUCUCAGUGAUGGUGAAACAGGAGCACAGAGAUGAGCUGGACCUCCCCUCGGUUCCUCCUCUGUCCAUGCCGCUGACCCACGCUGCUAAUCUGGUGCGCACCCAGCUACCUUCUCCUGAGCAGGGCCACCCAUCGGACAGCCUUCUGUCCAGCUCCCCUCACGGCAUGGGCAUGGGCUCCGGAGCUGCCCUGAUGCCCCUGCAGGCCCCCUGCCCCUCCCUGGGCGCCCCAUCCUUUCAGCACCUGCCUCACCUCCAGGGCCGCGGUCUGCAUCAGCCUCCCGCCGACUGCCACAUGACGUUCCAUCCCGGCUCCGCCGCGGGCCCCCCUUCCGCCCCCUCCCGACCCACCUACCAGCCUAUGCAACACAGCCAGAGUCACAGUCACAGUCUGGCCUUCAACGGUCAGACCAGCCAUCCGGCUCCGUGCUACGAGAGGAUCCCGCUCCACCAGAGCCACAGCUCCCCAGCGCUCCCCCUUGGCAUGGGGGUGAUGUACUCCUCAUCCCCUAGCUCCUCACCGUCCACUCCCUCUUCAACCCCCAACCCGAUUGUGGGGUCUCCUCAGAACCAGCAGUCCAUGCUGGCCCCGUCCUCUCCGCACCUCCACGCACUUGGGGGCUACCACUGCACCCCAAAUCCGUCUUCUGGUGGCCACCCACAUGUGGGGCAGCACUCUUCGCAACUGCAGAGGGCGAUGGGCUACCACCCGGUCAGCCAAAGAUCUGCGUCCUGCCCCACACCGUCCAGCGCCCCUCCAGCCCACAUGAUCCCCUCCCCGCACUCGGGACCCUCGUCCCCUCAGCUCCACUCGCUGGCCUACCAGUCACCCACCUCAUCCUCACCCACAAGCAGUCCUCUGGGGGCACUGCAGCAGCACUCAGGACAGCUGUCCCCGCAGGCCACCAGUCCCUCAGUGACCAGCCUGUCGCCCACUGCAGCAGGACCUCUGGUGCACCCCCUCAGCCCACAGAGACCCUUCUCUUCAGAGGGGGAGAGACUGACCAUCAAACAGGAGCCGGAGGACAAGGAGCCCACCUUUCGCUCUAUCGGCUUGCAGGACAUCACGCUGGACGAUGUCAACGAGAUCAUCGGCAGAGACAUGUCCCAGACGCCCGGCUCCCACGGACGCUCACCGGCACAGUCGUAGCUCACGACUCGCUCCGGCCUCACCACUCACAUCGGACUCGCCGCAGACGGACGUCUCCUCACCCUCAGCUGAGGAAUCAGGAUGUCUGAGGCACCUGGAGCUGUUUCGGUCCCAAGCUUUCCGAGUCGAGUUCACAAAACUCCCACACUGCAGCACAACUCAACAUUUCUGGACCGGUUCUGUUUCUCUGGUUACUAUGACAAUGCUACUCUACUGCAGGGCUGCACAACAUCUGGAACACAACUGAGAUCAGCUUCUGGAGAACCUCGAAACAGAUGAAAGACUGGCGCCACCCACUGACUAAAACUUGCUAACGCAGAAGACAACACAAAUGUACACACACCCCAUCUGCAUUCUGAAACACACAUAGGUCCUUGUACAACAUUGUAACACACCGGUAACGGUGGACACACAAGUCCAUGCAAAACACACACACCAAGCUGCACACAACACAGACACACAAUGCCCUUUCACUUGUUUUUAUAGACACAAACACAAAGCUAAACACACAAACGCACAAUUGGUUCAGUUUUGCUGGUGGUAACACGUUACAAGCCACACUCGGUUCUGGUUUAAAGGUCACUUAAAGCACGGUACCAGAGGCUCAACAAGUCCCUGACACCGAGCCGGAUGGACGGAUUCGUCCCCAAUUUCAUCCAUGCAAUAAUUCACCCAAUCUCCCUGGGGCCCUUGAGUGCCUUCGAAACUGGCCAGCGAAUUUGAAUCACCACUUAGGAAGUAGCGUUUCAAACACAGAUCAGUUUCAAGUUGACCUGAGGAGGUUCAGUUCCCACGAGGCAGCAAUAAGUGACUGGAGGAGCCGAGGCUGGUUCCUGCUCUAACUUUGUGCGCAGACGAGUCAUUGCGGCGAGUGUUUGACAAUGGCGCUCCUGCGAAUCCGAGUCGAGGAGCGUGGCUUUUUGUUUUUGUUCUUGUUGACGAUUUUCAGUCACUUUCCAGGUGAAAAUGAUUCUGCUAUGCAUUCACACGUCUGCCUGAUGCCUUGAACUCGACACAAGCUGGCGCUGUUGCUGAGGGGUUAGUAACACUGUCACCGUGGCUACACUCCAGUCCAGACGCCUCAUGAAUGAGUGACUUGAGAAUGAGCCCGUCAUUUAACAGUGUUAAGACUUGUGACACCAUUAGUUCCGACGCUUGCAUCAGAAGCACACAACAGCGUAACAACAGAACAGUGGUUGAGCUCAGAUGUAACAGUAAAGUAUCGACCCUGUAGUCAAUGUGUGUUAUUAAAGUGUAGUUACACAUUGCAUUGUAGCUGAUGUUACUUGACUUGACUACAUCAUCAAGUUGGCGUAAUAACCGCUUAAUAACUCACUUGUGAUGUCACAUGACACGAGUGAAACAACACUGAAGUAAAAACAGAGUGAUACCAUGUGAAUGUGUGUAUUUCCACACUUGUCCAGUUAAAGGACGCUUCCAAGUCAAGUCUCGUCCAAAGCCUUUUCACAUAACUGUUAAGGCUCAGUAAGAGAGAUCAACUGAAAUCAUUUCCGUCGUGGAUCCGUCGCUUGAGGCUGCACUAGUGGCUUGACGUUGUGAUGACGUUGAGCUAACAUGCUAAUGACGGCCUGCUCCACGAUACACACCAUCUUACUUUCAUCUGUUAUUACUGGCUGCAUCAUCGUGAAAUAUGGACGACAACACACUCGUGUGUAACCGGAGCAGCUCACACAUCCAUGAGGCGACAGACGUUGUGAUGUUGCCGUGACAGGGUUAAUAACGGCCUUCAAGUCCAGUGUUAUGCUUCAUAAAAAUUCUAUAAGAAAAGACCUUGAUGCCUCUAGAUCUAGAUUUGUUGUAGACGCUUGAUUCUGUGUUGUAGCUCAGUCCAUCUGCCUUGUCAUUCUGUGUCUGUCUGUGUUGUCACACUUGUGUAUCUCGGCUAUGCAACAGUAGCAGCAGCACAUAACUGAAAGCUGGAUUGGUGAAGUUCUCCAGGUCCACACGGCGAGCGGCUGAAGAGUGGCUUGUGUGGAGCUUCAGGAUGCCUUAUGUGUCUCGACUAAAGACUUGUCAGGAGCCACUGACCGUCGGUAACUGUUCAAACGUGUGUGUGUGAGUGUUGUUUUGGGGCGUCUAGUUUUCAGCAGCUUGGGGAACUCCAAACUAAACCAGCAGUUUUCUGUCACAACCAAAGAGCGAACAACGGGUUCACACUAUUUUUGAUACUCGGAAGUGGAUGUCAUUCCUACGGGCACACACAGACACACACACUCACGUACACAGACAUUGCAUAUUAGGUACACACACACACACGUAUGAAUGAAAUGUUUUGUAAAUGUAAAGGGAAAUGCAGGUUUAGCUGAUGUUUACCGAGCCUUGUAUUGUUGUACAUUUUGUAUGUUAAAUAUUUUGUAAUUUUUAAGACUGCAGUGCUUUUAUGAAAUUAUUCAAAGGGAGAACCUUCAUGAUACUGUAGCUUCAACGUAGUGGACAUCAAUAAAAGUGGAAAAUGC